This is a messenger RNA of Galdieria sulphuraria, 1871 nucleotides long. Its product is annotated as bifunctional phosphoribosylaminoimidazolecarboxamide formyltransferase / IMP cyclohydrolase. Gene Ontology annotation, molecular function: phosphoribosylaminoimidazolecarboxamide formyltransferase activity; IMP cyclohydrolase activity. Gene Ontology annotation, cellular component: cytosol. Gene Ontology annotation, biological process: 'de novo' IMP biosynthetic process. The record is from RefSeq and is a predicted model, not a curated record. Bases 53 to 1843 code for a protein of 596 amino acids. NCBI's taxonomy places the organism in Eukaryota, Rhodophyta, Bangiophyceae, Galdieriales, Galdieriaceae. The transcript has 2 exons.
GUUAGCCAAGUUGGAAAAUUUUCAUUUUUCAUCAUCAUUGUGAGGGUUUGUCAUGUUACAGCAUGCUUCUCCCACUGCCCUUCCUUUGUCUUUUAUAGGAAAUUUUAUUUACUUUUCGAACAGUUUGACUGGAAGUACUAAAAUAAGUCGUAGAAUUCCUAUCGGUACCAAAGUACGGUGCUUCAACGUUCGUUCAAACCGCAAUCCUUUGCUUAUGACAGGAGUCCAAGAAAGGACAACCUCAAAGGAGUCAGACUAUGCACUCGUCAAAAUAAAGCGAGCUUUGAUAUCCGUCUCCGAUAAAAGUUGUCUUAUCGAUGUGGGCAAAGCUUUGGAAGAUCUAGGAGUAGAAAUUCUCUCUACCGGUGGAUCUGCACGGAAGCUUCGUGAAAAUGGACUUAAAGUAACAGAUAUUUCCGACUUUAGUGGUUUUCCAGAAAUAUUGGGUGGCCGAGUAAAAACUUUACACCCCGCCAUACACGGUGGAAUACUUAUGAGAAGAGAUGUCGCAACGGAUGAAGAAGAAGCAAAAACACAUCAAAUUCAUGAAAUAGACCUUGUCAUUGCAAACUUAUAUCCUUUCGAAGAAGCGUGUAUGGAAAGCGACCUUUCUCAUUGUAUCGAACAAAUAGAUAUAGGGGGAACAGUUCUUAUUCGAGCAGCAGCUAAGAACCACCGUUGGGUUACUGUAGUUUCUGAAAUCAGCCAGUAUCCAGAAUUAUUAUCGGAACUCUCAGAGUUUGAUGGUUGCACUCGCUUAGACUUUAGAAAGAAACUUGCUGCCAGAGCUUUUGCUAGAUGUGCUUCUUAUGAUGCUGUUAUUGCUGAGCGAUUCUUUCAAGAAACCCAUGAAAAUGAGUUACCUCCAGUACUCACAGUUACUGCAAUGUUGCAACAGGAAUUGCGCUAUGGAGAAAAUCCUCAUCAAAAGGCUGCCUUUUACGUGAAGCAAUGUCAGAAACGGCCUUUGCCAGGAGUGGCUUCUGCAGAACAGAUUCAAGGAAAGGAAUUAAGUUAUAACAAUAUUGCGGAUACCGAUGCUGCAUUUCAAUUGGUUUGUGAGUUUGAAGAACCUGCAGUUGCUAUUAUCAAACACAGUAAUCCUUGUGGAGCAGCCGUUGGAGUAUCUGCAGAAGAUGCAUAUUUAAAGGCACUAUCUUGUGAUAGCUUAUCUGCUUUUGGAGGCAUUGUGGCUUGUAAUAGGACUAUUGAUCUUGCUGCUGCGGAAGCCAUUACAAAGAUAUUCACCGAGGUUCUUAUUGCACCUGAUGCUACCACGGAAGCACUUUCAGUAUUAAGUUGUAAGAAGAAUUUACGUGUUCUAUUGACUGGUUCUUUGAUGGAUAUGAGAGAAUCGAUGCCUACAUUUCGUUCGGUGAAUGGUGGCAUUCUAUAUCAGACCAGUGAUAAUGGACAUAUUGGAAAGGAUGACCUUCAAGUAGUCACCAAACGUGUUCCUACACAAACAGAAUUGGAAGAUUUGCUCUUUGCUUGGAGAAUAUGUAAACAUAUCAAAUCCAAUGCCAUAGUCUUGGCCAAGAAUAAAGCCACUGUAGGAGUUGGUGCGGGUCAAAUGAGUCGCGUCGAUGCUUCUCAUAUUGCCAUUUGGAAAGCAACAGAAGCUGCAAAAGCAACGGAUGAAGCACACAGCAGAGCAGUGGGUUCUGUGUUGGCUUCAGAUGCUUUCUUUCCAUUCGAAGAUGGAUUGGUUAUCGCCUGUGAAGCAGGAGUACAGGCAGUUAUUCAACCAGGGGGUUCUAAACGUGAUGAAGAAGUUAUAGCUGCAGCGGAUCGUUAUGGUAUUAGUAUGGUAUUUACUGGAAUGAGACAUUUUAGGCAUUAGUAAAACGCAAUGGUUAACUACUCCAUUU